Aspergillus ibericus CBS 121593 is the source of this 1763-nucleotide messenger RNA. RefSeq lists its product as uncharacterized. The transcript is spliced from 2 exons. The coding region runs from base 90 to 1763 and encodes 557 amino acids. Lineage: Eukaryota; Fungi; Ascomycota; Eurotiomycetes; Eurotiales; Aspergillaceae. The record is from RefSeq and is a predicted model, not a curated record.
CUUUCGUGCUUUCGUGCUUUCUCCCUCGCCAUUCCAGCACGCCAGCAGUGCUCUGACUGCUCUUCACCCCACCUCUCUCUUCCCAGACCAUGUCCAUGUAUCCCUGGCAUGCCUCCACGACGACCAACGCUGCUGCCGCCGUCGCCGCCGCCUCAGGGUCUCGCCUCGAGUCCCCCUCCUCGUCCACUCAAUCCGCCUUACAAAUGCCCGGGUUGCGAUGGCUCCCAUCCAUGAUUUCGCGAGCCACACCUCUCCCCACCCUGUCGUCCAAUCUCCGCAUUGGCCAGCAGCAGCAGCAGCCAUCGCCGCAACAAUCCCAAACAUCACCGCAGCCGCAGCCGCAAACCUCCCUCUCUCACGCCCAUCCCCAUCCUCAUCAACACCCCCACCAACCGGCACAUUCGCAAGCACGCCAGGGCGUACCACUGAUGGUUGAAUCGCGAUCCCAACAACCACAACCUCUAUCGCUUGAAAGCGACAGCGACCACUCGGACACCGGCGCGCGCGACCCCACCCACCCUGACGUUCUCGAGGAUUCCGAAUUCGCCCCAUCACCCGACAGUAUUCCUCAGGGGACGACGCUUGCCCGACAAUCUGGACCUCGCGCCACGACCACCGCCGGGGUGAUGCCGAACGGCACCGGGGCCAAUCGAACCGCGCUCCUGGCCGCCGCAUCCAGCGUCGUCCGACCCUAUCCACUAGAUGACCGCGACGACGAUCCCGAGGGCACGACGGGCGGAAUCAAUGGCGACACAUCGCGCAAGCACGGGAAGCGAUUGACAACCCUGGAGGAAGUGUCCCUUUUCAACAUCUGCAACCGACAUGCAAGCGAGUUUGGACAGCGCAGUAACCUCUGCAAAUGGUGGAUGACUGUUACCGCAGAGUUCACCCGGGACCAGGGUCAUCCAUACUCGUGGCAUUCGGUGCGACGGAAGGUGGAAUUGGUCACGAAGCAGCGGAUGAAGUUCCUCGAUGAGCAGCGCGACAAGGGCGCGGACGCGGGCGAAGACCUGUCGCAUACGCAGUGGCGGACGGCCGUGGACGCGUGGAUACCUACCUGGCAGAGAUGGGAAGAGGCCGAGGCCCGGAGGAUCCAGAAGCGAGACUCGCGGAAACCGAGAAAGAGAAAGGACCGGCCAUGGGACGCAUGGGAGAGUCCGAUUGACGGAUGGAGGAACGCAACAACCGCCAGUCCGCUUGCUGGCGUUAGCCAGCAACCUGGAUUUGCGACCCCCGUGUCACAGAGUACGGUGCGGUUGCCCCCGGGGUUCGAUAACAUGUUUGCCAGUCAGGGACUACAGACUCCGUCACCCGUUGUGGGUUCCGCCGCAGCCGCUGGCGCGAGUCAUACGCCCGGCACGGAUAGUUCCAUGAUGAGUGCUAUGCUGGAGACGCUGGGGAAACUAAACCGACACCUCGACUCAGUGAACACCCAGCCUGCAUCAUCCCCACUCGGCUCGGCCAGGAAACCGACAUCACCCUCCGAGUCUCGUGCUCGCGACCAGCAACGGGAAGCCCAACGCGUGGAACCGGCAAACACCGUAAACAAUGCAGGCUUCGUCGAGCCAACCGGACUCACGCACGUCUCCUCCCACUUCAUCAACAAACUCAAAGAUGAACUCCGCCAGGAAAUGCGCGCCGAGAUGCGCGCCGAGAUGCGCGCCGAGCUAGAAAAAGACCGGGCCUCCUUGGAAGAGAAACUGGAUUCCGUGCAGCGGACCCAGGAAAUGAUUCUCGAGAUGUUGAGACAGGAACCUGCCUGA